Molecule: messenger RNA, 1137 nt
Organism: Gaeumannomyces tritici R3-111a-1
Lineage: Eukaryota; Fungi; Ascomycota; Sordariomycetes; Magnaporthales; Magnaporthaceae
Exons: 3
Coding region: 1-1137 (378 amino acids)
Source: RefSeq, a predicted model, not a curated record
AUGUUGCAGUGCGGCCAGGAGCGCUGCAGCAAGGUGGAUCUGAUGGCGCUAAUCAGACUCACCAGGACCACCUGCGGUCAAAAGCUCAAGGACAGCAAAGCGAAGCUCCGAGCUCAGCAGUGUUCAUGGGUCGUCAUAUCGAGCCUUUGCGUCAUCGCGCGACUGGUCCGCAGGCUACUCGACAGAGGGCCGUGCCCAGACUGGGCGGUGCUGAGAGUCGAAGAGGUGUGCGUCUCGCUCACGUACUUGUUCUGCCUUGCGGUCUACACGUUUGCCGCCGCCUUGGCUAGCAUGGGCCUGGGGCGCGAGUUCUGGGCCUUGAACACCGAGCAAAUCAGCAAAAUAACCUUCUUUCUGUACCUGACGCAGAUUUUUCAUGCGGUAGCCAUUGGACUGCUGAGAUGCUCAUUCCUGGUGUUUUACUGGCGUGUUUUCACGGGCAAGGGGUGUGGUGGAAGCGAGAGGUCCCGUCGCUGGGGACCUGGCGGGCGUUGGAAGUUUCGCCAGAUUCUGCUGUGGACAAUCGUGGACCAGAGCGGCGUUUCAAUUGCCAGUCUCUUGGCUGCCAUCUUCCAGUGCUGGCCGAUAUACAAGACCUGGGAGGGCUGGAGAGGGGGCGCCGCGGCCGGGGUUUGCGUGCAGCCGACGACCCUGAUUCUGAUCAACGCCAGCAUCUGCAUCGCUACUGGCCUGUGGAUUCUCUGCCUGCCCCUCUCGCAGCUUCGGACGCUUGACCUCACCCGCGAGGCAGUGAUUGGAGUCGGCAUCAUGCUCUGCAUGGGAACAAUAGUCUCUAUGUUGAGCAUCUUGCGUCUGGCGCCGACCCUCCGCCUCAAGCAAGUUUUUCUGGUCCUGGGAGGGCCGGCCGCGAUGGUCAGUUGGACCACGGCCGAGUUGACAGCUGGCAUCGUCUGCGUUUGCAUGCCCAGCAUUCAUGUCGUCGGCUUCCGGGUGCUCGCGGCCCUCCUCGCACACACCCCAUGGCGCUUGCCAGACCGGGACUUUUCUUCCCUGGCGGCAUCCCCGUUCGGCGCUGCCGCCGGGCUAGAAGCGGACAAGAUGCUCGGCGCCCAGCGCGACCCCGGCGUCGCGAAGCGUUGGGGGAUGGACGGCACCCAGCAGCUGGGGCGGUCCUGA